CAAACCCAGAUUUUUAUUAUCAACAGUCAUCACUCUCUCAACACCAUCAUCAACAUUCAACACUCUUCCUUCUCCUCCCUCCUCCAACAAAGCAACCUUUUUUUUUUUUUUUUCCUCUCUUUCUUUCCAUUUCCCCCUCAAAUUAAUUUCCAUCAUAUAUAAUAGUGUCACCCACCACCACAACAACAACAACAGAAGCAGCAGGUUCAAACUUCAAUUCAUGGAAGUGUGAUUCUAAUCUCCACAACAAACCUAACCCUAAAAAGCUAACCCUUUUUUUUUUUUUUUAAAUAUUGUUUCUUUUUUUACUUACCCUAGAUGUUAGAGCCAUGGACAUAACCCCAACAACAACGAUCAACAACAACAACACUACUCCCAGUGCAACAACAAAAUCCCCAGAAAAUGAAACAGAAACACCGACCAGGAUCACCACCCCCAUCACUCCCACAACGACAAAAACCUCAUCUUUUUCGAAUGGUGUCCUCAAACGCACCCACCACCACCACCACCUCCACCACCCUAUCCCUCCGGUGGUUACCUACAAAGAAUGCCUCAAAAAUCACGCCGCCAACUUGGGUGGCCACGCCUUAGAUGGCUGCGGCGAGUUCAUGCCCUCUCCGACCGCCACCGCUGCCGACCCCAGCUCCAUAAAAUGCGCCGCCUGCGGCUGCCACCGCAACUUCCACCGCCGCGAGCCGGAGGAGCCCCCCAUCGCCUCCACCACCACGCACGUCAUCGAGUAUCAGCCCCACCACCGCCACCACCCUCCCCCGCCGCUGCACGCGGCGGCGGUAGCCACCCGCAGCCCCAAUUCUGCUUCCCCACCGCCGAUCUCCUCGUCGUACUACCCCUCCGCGCCGCACAUGCUCCUCGCCCUCUCCGCCGGACUGGCGGCUCCGCCGGAGAGCACCGCCGCGCCUGCCGCCGCGCCCACGAGAAAGCGGUUCCGCACGAAGUUCAGCCAAGAGCAGAAGGAGAAGAUGCACAAGUUCGCGGAGAAAGUAGGGUGGAAGAUUCAGAAGCGCGACGAGGAUUUGAUUCACGAAAUUUGCAACGAAGUUGGCGUUGAUAGAAGCGUUCUCAAGGUUUGGAUGCAUAACAACAAAAACACCUUUGCCAAAAAGGAUAACAAUAAUAUUGUUACUAGUAAUGAUAUUAAUAUUACUACUAAAAAUAAUAUUUCUACUGAUAAUGAUGCAAAUGGGAGUGAUGUCAAGGUUUUUGAAAACCCUAACAAUGAUGGUGGUGAAGAUCGCGCUGAAGAUCCGAGUAGUAAUCACUAUGAUGGGGUGAACGUUGUUGGUGCUAAUGGAUCUUCUAGUUCUUGAUCUAAGGGGGAAGAAAAUAAUAAUGUAUUAGAUAGGUUAAUGAUGAUUAUGAUGAUGAUGAUGAUGCUACAAGGUUAAUUAAUCAGCUGUUUUUAAUUUCUUUUCUUUUCUUUUUUUGUUUUUAAUUGUUUAGUUUUUAUAUUGUUAAUGAGAGCAUGAUGAUCAAUCAGUUUAAUGGGAGAGAAUGUUAUAUCCGGAAGAGAAUUUAUUUUGCUUUUAAUGGUUUUAUGCUGAAUUAAGUUAGCUUUUAGUUGUUACCACUUGUUAUGAAUGUAUAUUAUGUUUAUCUUUA
This is a messenger RNA of Glycine soja, 1620 nucleotides long. Its product is annotated as zinc-finger homeodomain protein 9-like. NCBI's taxonomy places the organism in Eukaryota, Viridiplantae, Streptophyta, Magnoliopsida, Fabales, Fabaceae. Gene Ontology annotation, cellular component: nucleus. The record is from RefSeq and is a predicted model, not a curated record. The transcript has a single exon. Gene Ontology annotation, biological process: regulation of DNA-templated transcription; regulation of developmental process. Gene Ontology annotation, molecular function: DNA-binding transcription factor activity; transcription cis-regulatory region binding. The coding region runs from base 330 to 1328 and encodes 332 amino acids.